CAUCCGUCAUCUGACAAGCUUUUUCGGCCCGGUGCUCCGAUUACAUUUGCCCACCAGUCUCAAAGCGCCGCGUUCCACCCGACACCAACGACCCCAGGAGCCUUGUAACAGCAGGCAGCGAGCCGGACGAGACAUCAUCAUGUCGUCAGGGCCAUCAGCACCAACAUCUUCAUCACCAGCGGCGGCAACAGUAGCGGUAAGACAAGAGGCGUCAGCUUCAUCGUCCUUACCUUCCUCCUCAUCCUCUUCAAAUGGUCUCGCGAAAGAGACACAAGAUCAGAGCGCGAAUACAAGUGGCAUCCCCACUGCGCCUUUCAUCACCGAUGUCGAAGAAUUUCUAGGGGGGCCAGACGAGCCGGUCGCCUCGACGCUCCGCAAAUUCCAAGAGACUGUCUCGAAAUACAAGUUCAUGGAGGUAAAUACAGCGCAACGCAAGACGGUGCUCGAGCAGAAGAUUCCGGACAUACGCGAUACACUGCGCAUGGUCGAAUUUCUCAAGCUUCGCAAAGACGAUCCCAAUCCGGUGGACACGACAUUCGAGCUUAACGACACGCUGUACGCCCGCGCGACGCUUGAGAAUGUCGAGACGGUCAAUCUAUGGCUAGGGGCGAAUGUGAUGCUCACCUACCCAAUCGAAGAAGCCAUCACGUUGCUCUCCGCAAAACUGAGCGGCGCCGAGAAGUCCCUGCAAGGAGCCAAAGCGGACCUCGAGUUUCUGCGCGACCAGAUCACCACGAUGGAGGUCAACACUGCGCGCGUACACAAUUGGGAUGUCAAGCGGCGCAGAGAGAAAAGGUUGCAGGAUGCGAAAGAGGCGGCUGUAGAGAAAGGGCAAGGGCGAUGAAAAUCGGAAUCGAUGUAAGACCUCUAUGUAUGUCAUAUGCUACAGAAUGGCAAUGCAGAGCGCAGCUGCCAGAGCCGGCAUGCCUG
Tilletiaria anomala UBC 951 is the source of this 930-nucleotide messenger RNA. Its product is annotated as Prefoldin, subunit 3. Gene Ontology annotation, biological process: tubulin complex assembly; microtubule-based process; protein folding. Bases 140 to 844 code for a protein of 234 amino acids. Gene Ontology annotation, molecular function: tubulin binding. Gene Ontology annotation, cellular component: prefoldin complex; cytoplasm. The record is from RefSeq and is a predicted model, not a curated record. NCBI's taxonomy places the organism in Eukaryota, Fungi, Basidiomycota, Exobasidiomycetes, Georgefischeriales, Tilletiariaceae. The transcript is spliced from 5 exons.